Messenger RNA from Glossina fuscipes, 1718 nucleotides. RefSeq names its product syntaxin-1A (gene Syx1A). The record is from RefSeq and is a predicted model, not a curated record. Gene Ontology annotation, molecular function: SNARE binding; SNAP receptor activity. Gene Ontology annotation, biological process: intracellular protein transport; exocytosis; synaptic vesicle fusion to presynaptic active zone membrane. Lineage: Eukaryota; Metazoa; Arthropoda; Insecta; Diptera; Glossinidae. The transcript has a single exon. Gene Ontology annotation, cellular component: presynaptic active zone membrane; SNARE complex; plasma membrane. The coding region runs from base 427 to 1302 and encodes 291 amino acids.
UAUAAAAAAAUUCUUUAAAUAAAAAAUAUAUUUAUAAAUAUACAUAUAUAUGUGUCUAUACAAACAAAGUAAGUGAGUCACGUUUUUCCAAAACAGCAACACAAACCAAAAUCAUAGUUACAAUUACAGCAACCUUAACCACCACCACACCAUCAUUACCAAACACCUCCAGCGUUACCAUCCAUAUCACAACAGCCAGCGUGAUUCUUCUUGAAUGAGUUUUAUUGUGUCUGGAUAAAAAUUGUUUUUUGUUUUUGUUUUCUUUUUUUGUUUCUAUUGCUAUAAGUGAGUAAAGCAAUAAAACGAAAAAGCUUAAAAACAAUACCGUUACUUUAACAAGCUGCUGCCAGUAAAGAGAAGAAGCGAUUAAAAAAAUCAAAUAAAGUUGCAUUAAUUUAAUAUCAAAAAUUAAAGUCGCUUACGAAAAUGACUAAAGACAGAUUAGCCGCUUUGCAUGCCGCCCAAUCGGACGAUGAAGAGUCUGAAGAUGUGGCCGUUAAUGUUGAUACCCACGAUUCGUAUAUGGACGAUUUUUUCGCCCAAGUCGAAGAGAUACGUGGUAUGAUCGAUAAGGUUCAGGAAAAUGUCGAAGAAGUGAAAAAGAAACAUUCAGCCAUUUUAUCGGCCCCUCAAUCCGAUGAGAAAACCAAACAGGAAUUAGAGGAUUUAAUGGCCGAUAUAAAGAAAACAGCCAAUCGUGUCAGAGGCAAACUAAAAGGCAUCGAACAAAAUAUCGAACAGGAAGAGCAACAAAAUAAGUCAUCAGCCGAUUUGCGUAUACGAAAAACGCAGCAUUCUACGUUAUCGCGAAAAUUUGUUGAAGUCAUGACCGAAUAUAACCGCACACAAACCGAUUAUCGUGAACGUUGCAAGGGUAGAAUACAACGUCAACUGGAAAUUACGGGCCGUGCCACAACCAAUGAAGAACUCGAGGAUAUGUUAGAGCAAGGUAAUCCAGCUGUGUUCACGCAGGGCAUUAUUAUGGAAACGCAACAAGCGAAACAAACAUUGGCCGAUAUUGAGGCCCGUCAUGCGGAUAUUAUGAAAUUGGAGACAUCGAUUAAAGAAUUACACGAUAUGUUUAUGGAUAUGGCUAUGUUGGUGGAGUCGCAAGGCGAAAUGAUCGAUCGCAUUGAGUAUCAUGUGGAGCACGCUAUGGACUAUGUGCAGACAGCUACUCAGGAUACAAAGAAAGCUCUUAAAUACCAGAGCAAAGCACGACGAAAGAAGAUUAUGAUUCUGAUAUGCUUGACUGUGUUGGGUAUCAUAGUUGCGUCAUAUGUUAGCAGUUAUUUCAUGUAAAUGCCAUUCUAUCCCUCUUUCUGUCGUUCUUCUAUACUACAUAUUUAUAUAUAAAUACGUAUAUGUACGAAAGCAACUUUUCCCUUGCAAUUGUUUAUCAGAGGAAAAAAAAAACAAGAAAAAAAAAAUUAAGGAAAAAAAUCUAUUACAUUAUUAUUAUUAUAAAUAACUAUUUAUUAAAAUUAUUAAUCUUUAUGGAUAAAGACGUAACUAUUAAUAGUUAAAAAGUUGAAAGCAAACAAAAAAAAAAACAGAUAUUCAAAAACAAAAAAAAAAAACUGCAAGAAAUUGCAAUAUUUACCAUAAAAAACAUACAAAGAUUUUCAAGUUAAGUUUAGUUUGUUAAAUAACGAAUAUUGCAAUUACUUGGAUAAUGAAGAGCAUUACUAAUAUUAAUAGUAUAUUAAAAAAAAAAA